Messenger RNA from Dibothriocephalus latus, 576 nucleotides. The record is from the annotation of a GenBank genome assembly. NCBI's taxonomy places the organism in Eukaryota, Metazoa, Platyhelminthes, Cestoda, Diphyllobothriidea, Diphyllobothriidae.
AUGUGUGGCCCGAUUCUUGGUGUUUGGUUUGUGUAUUGUUUGUUUACGUCAACGUGUCUGCCUUGCGACGUUUCUGGUUUCACUCCAUUCCGUUCUCCUGUCAUUAAUGCAAAUCACUUCGUUUUUGCUCUGCCACCUUCCAUCAGGUUACCAGAUGACACCUUCUACGAUGGUGGCCGCAUCAUUUACUCCAUUAAGCCUUUAAAAGAUGUAACAGAACAAGGAUUGACCAAAGAGGAGCCCAUUCCGGAUCAGCUGGAAAGGGACGACCUCGUUCUGAAGUACGUCAUUAAGCAGGUCGGUAGAGUUUCAGCACGCACCCUGCUGGAUUAUGUAAGCGACAGGAACGCAUGCACAUUCCAAAUACCACAGGACUCAAUCAAUAUGGUGGAUUGCAUUUUGAAGAACGUAAACAAGAGCAAUUACGUAUUGCUGGGAAGAACCGCAGCCUACAUCAAGGAACCCCAGAAGACCGUGGGACACAAACUUUUUUGGAUUUAUCGUGGCUUCUUGGCCAGCUGUCGGCCGCAAUGGAAAGUCAGGCUGAACAUUGAUAUGGUGAGUCCCCUUCUCUAG